UCAAGUUGUAUAAUACACCGGUGAGAGGUUCAAUGGCAUUUUAAUGCAGAAAAGGUAGAGAAAGACGGGGGUGUAUGACUUGAGGGCAAAAGUGGAAACUUUCGCGCUACGGUGACACCGGGUUUGCCAGGCAACUUUCAGCCAAUUGGGUUACCAUCAAAACAUGCUCUGCAGCAGCAAUUGAAGUGGCAGUUAACCGGGUCCAUAGAUGAAGAUUGAAUAAAAGAUGUGCACGAUUUGGGAUCAGCACUGCAGCGCGUGAAAUCGGUGUAGCAGAUGUGCCUCCAAAAACGCGGCGGAACUUGCCAGAACGCGGGUUGCGUUGCACCGCUGCUAGCCGGUACAGCAGGUUAAGAGGCCCCCGUGCCUCUCUUGCACUGCUUGUUUAGCCAUGAAAGUAACAGGAUGCUGUAUGUGUGCCCUUGGUUCACUUUCCCUCACAUGAAGCUCCCAAAUAAACACGUGAAGUUGUUGCUGCCGUCUCUUUUGUCGGACAGGGUGAUGUCGGAGGAAUGCUGCAGCGCAUGCCGGCAACCGACGGCAAGAGUUGACGUUCGCUGCACGAGAGAAAGGACCGGGGGUAAUGUCCGGGCAUUCGUGGAGGCAGCGGGCGUGGCAGACAAGUUCCCCGCCUUGAAGUGCGGCGAUCCAGACAUAGACAAGCUCGUCCGAUGUAAACAUGGGGGUUGCCUAUUGGAGUUGUUCGUCCUGAACCAGCAAAAGGAGAGCAGGGCGCCUAACAAACACCGAGCAAUGCGAGGGCCAAAGUGGACGUGCGCUCCUGAAGCUGUCUAGCAGCUAAAACGCCGUUGUUUUGAUCGCCACUGCACCUCGCCCGCGGCGUUGGAGGCUUUGCUGGGUGUUGUUAGCAUCAGCGGGUUUGUGCUGGACAUGUGCGGGGGAGCGGGUGGUGCUGUCGUGACCCGCCUUCGAGACACGUGCCAAGUACUCACGAUGUACGACCGAGGCAUGUACAUCCGGCUAGGCGAAUAACAGUCAAUCUGUUUUCAAUGCUGCUGAGUUACAUACGACGGACCUAGUUGUGCAAUCUGCUCUAAACUUUACGUCCCUUCUUUCGUAGGUCCCGUCGUAGGUAGGCUCGCACCAGGGGACGCUCAUUGUUUGUCCUGCCCUUUUUUAUCGUCGAAGUUUGGCUGUGUAAACGAGAUGCAUUGUUGUUUGAAUCCUCCAUAGUUUCAACAGGCCGCAAACCGAGUGUACUCACGGCACAGAUGUUGCUUUCGGUACACGCACAUGGAGCAACUCAAGCUUGACUGUAUCCGAUUUUUGCCGAAACAUGUCGG
This is a messenger RNA of Ectocarpus sp. CCAP 1310/34, 1304 nucleotides long. The record is from the annotation of a GenBank genome assembly. Lineage: Eukaryota; Phaeophyceae; Ectocarpales; Ectocarpaceae.